AUGUCCCAUGCCUCCCAUGCCUCCCAUGCAUCCCAUGCGAACCAGGGCUCCGUCGCGGAGAUGGCGCUGAUGCCGCAGCUGCCGGAGCCGGCGGCACGGCUGCUGGCGCCACAGCCCUCCAACUGGAACAUCUUGAAGACAAUGCUCAAGAAGCACAUCUACGUGGCCCGGAAGAGGAGACGUCUUCUCACAAGUGUGUGGCCAGCCGCCCUGUACUGCGUGAUCAGCGUUAUUCUGUACCACGUCUUCGACUCCCUGGAUGUGGGCGUCGUACGCGCCUUGCUCUUGGCGCUCAUCAUCCCUUUCUACUUGGUGUUGGCAGUCAUGGGCGCUUUGCAAUGCGCCAUUGUGGAAAUUGUGACUGAGAAGGAAUCGAAGAUGAAGAUCACUCAGGAGAUCUAUGGCUUGACUGCCUUCAUGUACUGGCUCUCUUGGGGGGCAUAUUUCUUUUUGGUUGCACUGAUCUGCAUGGUGGUGAUCUAUGCCAUGUUGACCUUGGCAGCACCUGUGGUGGCAAAGUCUUCGCCGUUGCUGGUCCUGAUCUUGCUGGGGGCAUCCUACGUGCAGCAACUGGAGUUCGCGGCAAUCAUAUCCAUUUUCUUCAACAAGGUGCAGACCGCCUCCGCCCUGGCCAGCGCCCUGACCAUCGCUUUGAUCUUCCUGGGCGAGGGCAUGCAGGGCUGGCUCCGCGACGAGCCCCGGAUCUGGUGGUACCUGGGCAGCUUGCUGCCCAGCGUGAACCUCUUCAACGGCUUCGCGGCGCUGAUGUUCAGCGAGGCCUUGUACUACUGCGAUGCCCAGGGCUGCUACCAGGGGAUGACCUUGAAGACUUUGUGGGUGAGCGAGUUCUGUGUGACGCCCUAUCGCCCUGGCAGCGCCGAUUGCGCUACCAAGUUCCCAGUGUUUUCGGCCGGGGAGUCAUUGGUCAUGAUCUUGGUGGACAUCUGUCUCUACGCCUUCGUGGCUUGGUGGCUGGAGCAGGUCUGGCAGGGAGACUUUGGUCGGGCCAAACCUUGGCUCUUCUGCCUGCAGCCCGCCUACAUGUGCCCUCGCAGAAGCCGCGAGAGGAGGAGCUUCACUAGCCUGGCACAGCAGGACCACCUGAACCACCUCGCUGAGAACGACGUGGCCAUGAGCAUUCGCAACCUGCGGAAGGUCUUCAAGGGAAAGGUGGCGGUGGAUGGCAUGGACCUGGAGGUGCGAAGGGGGGAGAUCUUCGCUCUCCUGGGGCACAACGGCGCGGGCAAGACCACCUGCAUGAAUUGCGUGGUGGGCCUAGUGCCCAUGACGAGCGGAGAUGCCACCGUCAACGGCUUCGACGUGCGCACGGACCUGGACGCGGUGCGGAGGAACAUCAGCGUGUGCCCGCAGGACAAUCCAUUGUACAACGUCUUUACGGUCCGCCAGCAUCUGAUGUUCUUCGCCAGCUUGCGCGGGGUCAGCGAGCAGCUUCAAGCCGCCAAAGUCAUGGAGGUCUUGACCGCGCUGGGUAUCCCGGAGAAGGUGGAUGACCUGUGCACCUCGCUCUCCGGCGGGCAGAAGCGACGGCUCUGGGUGGCCACGGCUCUACUGGGGGAGACCCCGGUGGUGUUCCUGGACGAGCCGACCAGCGGCAUGGACCCCUCCUCCCGGCGGCAGUUGUGGGAGCUGCUCCUGCGGAUGAGAACUUCAGGCCGGUCCAUCAUCUUCACCACGCACUACCUGGAGGAGGCGGACGUGUUGGCGGACCGAAAGGCGGUCUUGGCGCGGGGAAAGGUGCAGGCCUGUGGCACCUCCCGGGACUUAAAGCUGCAGUUCGGCCUGGGCUACAACCUCCAGGUGCAGUUCACAGCUGCCCCCGGGACCAGUGACCUGCAGGGCUUGCUCAGCCUCAUCCGCAAGCACGUGCCGAGCGCUGCGCAGCGGGUGGCGGCGGAGUCGAGCCCAUCCCUGUCAGCGGUGGAGGAUUCCAUCGUUGCGGUCACCUUGCCAUACCAAGAGGUUUCCAAGUUCGGGCCCAUGCUGAUCGAGCUGGACGGCUGCAAGCAGGCACAGAAGUGGGCCGUAGCCGGGCCGUAG
Messenger RNA from Effrenium voratum, 2058 nucleotides. NCBI's taxonomy places the organism in Eukaryota, Dinophyceae, Suessiales, Symbiodiniaceae. The record is from the annotation of a GenBank genome assembly.